Nothobranchius furzeri (turquoise killifish) is the source of this 1396-nucleotide messenger RNA. RefSeq names its product snurportin 1 (gene snupn). NCBI's taxonomy places the organism in Eukaryota, Metazoa, Chordata, Actinopteri, Cyprinodontiformes, Nothobranchiidae. The record is from RefSeq and is a predicted model, not a curated record. Gene Ontology annotation, molecular function: nuclear import signal receptor activity; protein binding. Gene Ontology annotation, biological process: protein import into nucleus; snRNA import into nucleus. Gene Ontology annotation, cellular component: nucleus; cytoplasm.
CUGGAGCUCCCUAGUUGGGAUGCUGCCCCCGCGACCCAGACCCGGAUAAGCGGAGGAAGACGACGACGAUUUCAUUCAGCACAGUGGAUUAACCUGGUUCAGUUGCUGAGCAGAACAAAAACAGGACAUGGAGAUGACUUGAUGAUGCCACAAUGUCACACCUCUGAGUGGCCAUGGAUGACCUGACCAAGGCCCUCUCGGCCAGCUUUGCUGUGUCCAAGGAGCCCAACAGCACGGCCGCCCCCCACCCUCGGCUGGCUCAGUACAAGAGCAAGUACAGCGUGCUGGAGCAGAAUGAGCGCAGGCGCCGCUUUCUCGACCUGCAGAAAAGCAAAAGAUUGAAUUAUGUCAAUCAUGCACGGCACUUGGCUGAUGGGAACUGGACAGGGGCAGACAGUGAUGAGGGAGAAGACCUGGACAAACAGGAGGAUAGCCAACAAGGACAAGAUAACGAAACAGAACUGGAGGGGAUGGAGUUGGAGAGGAGGAAGCUGCCCAAACAUUAUGCAAACCAGCUCAUGCUGUCAGAGUGGUUGGUGGAUGUUCCUGCAGAGCUCCACACUGACUGGCUAAUGGUGGUCUGUCCUGUUGGGAAAAGAUCCCUCAUUGUUGCCUCUAAGGGCUCCACUGCAGCGUAUACUAAGAGUGGCUAUUGUGUGAACCGCUUCCCAUCCCUGCUGCCUGGUGGGAACAGACACAACUCUGCCAUGGGAAAAGACUACACCAUUCUGGAUUGCAUCUUCAGUGAGGUGGACAGAACCUACUACAUUCUGGAUGUCAUGUGCUGGAGAGGCCACCCAGUCUACGACUGCCCUACGGAGUUCCGGUUUUACUGGCUCCAGUCCAAGGUGCAGGAGACAGAUGGCCUGUCUGAGGUCGCCAAGCGUAACCCUUUCCGGUUUGUGAGUCUUCAGAGUUUAGACUGCUCCUGUGCAUCUAUCCAGAAGGCCCUGGCAGCAGAGUACAGCUUCAGCGUCGAUGGGCUUCUCUUCUACCACCGGCAGACCCACUACACCCCUGGCAGCACCCCUCUGGUGGGCUGGCUCCGCCCCUACAUGGUCUCAGACAUUCUGGGUAUGGAGGUUCCUGUGGGAACUCUCACCACUAAACCUGAGUACGCCGGGCAGCAGUUGCAGGAGAUCCUGGAACACAAACAACCAUCGGCCGAGGUCCGGCCUGCCAACCGCAGUGGAGGCUAUGAGCUGGAGCAUCUGUCCACUCCGAGCCAGAACACCCAGGACACUUUAAGUUUCUUGAACCACAAGCCAAUCCAAGAGGCAAACAUGGAAACCUGACAGUGAGAAGAGCCACCCUUCCAGCUGAUGGAUUUUUACAGUUUCUUGUUGCUUCUCAAGUGUUUUAAAAGUCAGUUUCUUAUUAAAGGUUUUUUUCUGUG